Messenger RNA from Psylliodes chrysocephalus, 1230 nucleotides. The record is from the annotation of a GenBank genome assembly. Lineage: Eukaryota; Metazoa; Arthropoda; Insecta; Coleoptera; Chrysomelidae.
AUGGGGGGUGAGAUUGCUACGCCUUCCGAGGGUCCUAAGCAAUUCUUCUUUCGUCCAGUAACUGCUUGCAUUAAAAGUCUAUGUGCAAAUUAUGCUUGUCAAAAAUUGUCUGAGUUAGUUGAAAAUCUUGCAAGAGAUGUACACACUUACUUGCAGUAUAGCUUUAAAAGGCAAACUGAACUUCUCGAGUUCCAAGAAUUUGUUAAUGUUAAACCACAUAAAAUUCUUCAACCAUCUCAGACCCGAUGGUUAUCUUUGCAUCAAGUUGUAGUAAGACUCUUGGAACAAUAUAAUGCUCUGGUACUAUAUUUUACAGAUCAGGCUAGUAAAAACAUAGAGAAAGCCCAAUCGAUUCUAUACAGGUUAAAUGAUCCUUCAGUAAAAUUAUACUACCAUUUUCUAGAUUUUGUCUUACCAUUUUUUACAAAGUUAAAUUUGGAAAUGCAAUCUGAAAGCACCAAAAUUCACACGUUACACGGUAAAAUUAAAAAUGUUUUGAGGUCUCUUUUAGAUUGCUGUAUUAAAAAAGAAUAUUUGGAAAAACCUCCCAUCGAAGACAUUCAAUAUAAAAAUCCUCGAUUUUUUUUACCAAUUGAAGAAAUGUAUUUAGGUGCAUAUGUAGUAGGUUCUGUUACUAAUAAAACCCACAAUUUAAAUGCCGAAGAAUUGCAAAAUUUCCGAACCCGUUGCUUGGAUUUUCUUAUUGAGAGUUACGCUCAAAUUUAUAAGCGAUUUAAUGCAAAGAGCACCUCAAUGAAAAUUUUAAAAGAUUUAUCAAUUAUAAGUCCUGAGCAGGUAAUUUCCAAGAAGCAUAACACAAUUGCUUCUUUGGGGAUGCAUUUCCCAAAUCUGGUUUUAGCGAACCAACUGAACGAAUUGGAUCGAGAAUGGCGACAAUUACGCAAUAUCGACAUAAAUGACUUAAAAAAUCUUAAUAUUUCAGAAUUUUGGUCAAAAAUUUCAGAAAUGAAAUGUGGUGAUGAAUCCUUUAUGUUUCCCACACUCUGUGAAUUUAUAUUUAAUAUCAUGUGUUUGCCACAUUCAAGCGCCACCGUGGAAAGAACCUUUUCAACUAUUAACCUAAAUAAAACCAAAAUAAGAAACAAGCUUUCAACAGAAACUUUGUCCGGCAUCCUACAUACUAAAACAUUAAUGAAAAAUGAAAAUUGUUUUAAUUUUAAUAUUGAUGAAGACUUGGUUAAAAAACUGAAUUAUAAAAUAAAAACAUAA